Messenger RNA from Mercenaria mercenaria, 1011 nucleotides. Its product is annotated as protein PFC0760c-like. Lineage: Eukaryota; Metazoa; Mollusca; Bivalvia; Venerida; Veneridae. The record is from RefSeq and is a predicted model, not a curated record. The transcript has a single exon. Bases 1 to 1011 code for a protein of 336 amino acids.
AUGUUACAUCUUGGAACAACAAGUGGAGUGCAAAGCUUAUUGCAUGACAUUACAAUUAUCGGAACAGACCCAUUUGAUAUUGUCAAUGAGAAGAUAACCUACAUUCUACAGUCAUCUUAUGACGAUUACGAUUAUGAUCCUUACGAUCAUAAUGAUGAUUCACAAUACAAUUACGAUCAUUAUAGCAAUGAUCAAGAUCAUUACGAUCAUUAUGAUGACACCGAUCAUUAUAGCGAUGAUCAAGAUAAUUACGACCAUAAUGAUGAUUCACAAGACGAUUACGAUCAUUAUAGCGAUGAUCAAAAUCAUUACGAUCAUUAUGAUGACACCGAUCAUUAUAGAGAUGAUCAAGAAGAUUACGACCAUAAUGAUGAUUCACAAGACGAUUACGAUCAUUAUAGCGAUGAUCAAGAUCAUUACGAUCAUUAUGGUGACACAGAUCAUUAUAGCGAUGAUCAAGAUGAAUACGACCAUAAUGAUGAUUCACAAGACGAUUACGAUCAUUAUAGCGAUGAUCAAAAUCAUUACGAUCAUUAUGAUGACACCGAUAAUUAUACCGAUGAUCAAGAUGAUUACGACCAUAAUGAUGAUUCACAAGACGAUUACGAUCAUUAUAGCGAUGAUCAAGAUCAUUACGAUCAUUAUGAUGACACCGAUCAUUAUAGUGAUGAUCAAGAUGAUUACGACCAUAAUGAUGAUUCACAAGACGAUUACGAUCAUUAUAGCGAUGAUCAAGAUCAUUACGAUCAUUAUGAUGACACCGAUCAUUAUAGCGAUGAUCAAGAUGAUUACGAUAAUUAUGAUGACACACAAGACGAUUACGAUCAUUAUAACGAUGAUCAAGAUGUUAGCGAUGAUCGAGAUUAUUACGACCAUUAUGAUGACUCACAAAACAGUUGCAACCGUUUUAUUGAUUAUUUCGACAAUAGACAGAGCGAUUGUGCUAAGUGUGAAGGAUCUGAUUCACAUGUUUUCGGAAAAAUAAGGGAUGACUGGCCCAGCUUUCACUAA